Jatropha curcas is the source of this 3125-nucleotide messenger RNA. RefSeq names its product HIPL1 protein. NCBI's taxonomy places the organism in Eukaryota, Viridiplantae, Streptophyta, Magnoliopsida, Malpighiales, Euphorbiaceae. The record is from RefSeq and is a predicted model, not a curated record.
AUGCGACGGUUAGAUACCUUUUGUUUUAUUCAGAAGCUCUUCAAAUUAUAGAUUGGCAACUUUCAUAUCACCAUAUCUCUCUCUUUUUUUCUUGUUUUCAUGUCAUUAUAAAUUUGGAAAGCUCUUUUCUGAUUCUGUACGUGGUAAAGUCAAAGGGGUUCUAUUCUUGUUUUCCAGUGUGAAUAUGACCAUACUUUUUGGCUUGCUUUGUGGUGUGGGGUUUUGGGUAUAAAUGAACUGAUCCAGAAAGGGCAAUAGCAAUUUGUGCACAAGACACAUUGAACCAACCGAGAUUUAUCCAACUUGGUUGUGUAGGCAAUGCAAGUGGAUUUCUUCUCAACUACCCAUCAUAUUUAUUUAUUUAUGUAUGUGGAGUCAACCAUGUAAAGUUAUCCAAUCGAUGGCUUAAUCCUUGAUUGAAAGUUAAUUGUGCUUUUUAAUCCUUGCAGCUGAAAUAGAAAAAUAUCAAAACUCAAAAGCUUGUGAUAGGGAGAGGGGUUUUGCAAAGAGAGAGAAUCAUUGUGGAAUUAAAAAGGAUUUACAUGUAGAAAGAGAAAGGAAAGGAUAUAAAAAGAAUUUCCUUCUGGAAGCUGACUUUAGAGAGCUUGAUAUAUAGAAAGAGCUUAUUGAUGGGCCACCAGUAGAGAGACGAUGAAUUUAUUAAAAUAUUAGAGCAGUUGGUAGAGGAUAGAACUUUCAAACCUCAGACAGGUUUUCUUCUGCUUAAAAUGAUCCUGGCAUAGACAAAAAGGAGGCUUUUGUAGGUGUUGCUUGGUAUGAUGGGAGAAAUGCUUGCCAUUGUCUUGCUGUUCUUUAACUUGGUGUUGCUUCCUGAUCCUUCCUUUCCCCAUCCAUUAUGCACUGAUUCAAGAGAACCCCUUUCAUUGAACACCACUCUGAAAUUUUGUCCCUACAAGGGGAGCACCUGCUGCAAUUCCACGGAAGAUACACAAUUGCAGAAGCAAUUUCAAGCAAUGAACAUCUCGGAUCCUGGCUGUUCUUCUCACAUCAAAUCUAUCCUUUGUGCUAGAUGUGAUCCAUUUUCAGCGGAGUUAUUUACAAUCAACUCUGUGCAACGGCCAGUUCCUGUUCUCUGUAAUUCUACUGUUUCAGGAAAUUCAUCCCAGUCUGGCCAAGCAGUGAAUAACUUCUGCUCUCAAGUAUGGGAUGCGUGUGAAACUGUAUCUGUAUCAAAUUCACCUUUUGCCCCUUCACUAAAAGGCCAAGCCGGUUUACCUGUCAAUUCCAGCGUCACAAAAUUGACUGAUCUCUGGCAGUCAAAAACUGAUUUCUGCUCAGCAUUUGGCGGAGCGUCUACUGAUGGAUCAGUAUGUUUUGAUGGUGAACCUGUUACUCUCAAUAACACUGUAUCAUCUAGUCCACCACAUGGGUUGUGCCUUGAGAAAAUUGGAAAUGGAUCUUACCUUAAUAUGGUUGCCCAUCCAGAUGGGUCUAAUCGUGCAUUCUUCUCUAGCCAACCAGGCAAGAUUUGGUUGGCAACUAUUCCUGAAGAAGGAUCUGGAGGAACAAUGGAAAUUGAUGAAUCAAGUCCUUUUAUAGAUCUAACGGAUGAAGUUUAUUUUAGUAGUGCAUUUGGAAUGAUGGGCAUGGCAUUUCAUCCAAAUUUUGCACAAAAUGGUCGAUUCUUUGCUUCAUUUAAUUGUGACAAGGUUAGAUGGCCAGGAUGUGUUGGAAGAUGUUCAUGUAAUUCAGAUGUGAAUUGUGAUCCUUCGAAGCUAACUCCUGACAAUGGCGCACAGCCCUGCCAAUAUCAUAGUGUUAUUGCAGAAUAUACUGCAAACAGUUCAACAGUUGAAGCUUCUUUGGCAACAUCUGCCAAACCAUUGGAAGUUAGCAGGAUAUUCACUAUGGGUCUUCCAUUCACAUCGCAACAUGGAGGACAGAUUCUCUUUGGACCGACAGAUGGUUAUUUAUACCUUAUGAUGGGAGAUGGAGGUGGACCUGGUAAUGCAGGUGAUCCUUACAAUUUUUCCCAAAACAAGAAAUCAUUACUUGGAAAGAUCAUGCGACUGGAUGUUGAUAAUAUACCAAGUGCUGAAGAAAUUAAUAACCUUGGUCUAUGGGGAAACUACUCAAUCCCUAAAGAUAAUCCAUCUAGCGAAGACAGUGAUUUGCUGCCAGAAAUAUGGGCUUUAGGCUUAAGAAAUCCCUGGCGCUGCAGCUUUGAUUCAGAAAGGCCAUCCUACUUUAUGUGUGCAGAUGUUGGAGAGGAUUUAUAUGAAGAGGUGGAUAUCAUCACCAAGGGGGGAAACUAUGGCUGGCGCGUUUAUGAGGGACCCUAUCUUUAUGACCCUCCAUCAUCGCCUGGUGGAAAUACAUCUUUGAAUUCCAUAGACCCAAUUUUUCCAGUUAUGGGAUACAACCACUCUGAAGUAAACAAGAAUGAAGGAUCAGCAUCAAUUACUGGGGGUUACUUCUAUCGCUCGAAGACUGAUCCAUGCAUGUAUGGAAGGUACUUAUAUGCAGAUUUGUAUGCGGGUGCACUGUGGGCAGCUGCUGAAACCCCUGAAAACAGUGGUAACUUUACCAAGAGCAAAAUUCCUUUCACUUGUGCUAAGGACUCUCCAAUCCAGUGCAUAUCUGUACCAGGAAGUGCUCUUCCAGCUUUGGGCUACAUUUUCUCAUUCGGGGAAGAUAACCACAAGGAUAUUUUUAUUCUAGCCAGCAGCGGUGUUUACAGAGUUGUUCGUCCAAGUCGAUGCAAUUAUGCUUGCUCGAAGGAAGAAAAUGUCACUGUUAUUCCAAGCCCAAGUCCUACCAUGUCACCGCCUUCACAUGCAGGCCAGUUACAUUGCCCAUAUAGCAGAAUACUGGUCUUAUUAUCUUCUCUGCUCCUGCUUUUGAUGGGUGUUAUCUAGUUUCCAGCAUGUCACUAACAGCUGUAUGUACUAUCAACAGUCAACACCCUUCUUCCAGUUUUUUGUACAAUAGACUUUUCUCCGUUCUGUUUCUCUGAAUUGUUCUUUUGCAACUAUUAAAGAGUAGGUUGAUACUACCAAUUUUUCUGUUGAGACUCACGUGAAUUAUUCAGUUGAUAGAAUGUGCAGUUGUCAGCUAUUCUGCAAUUCAAUUACAAAUACAUGUUUUAUGUUGAAUUACACGAA